This is a messenger RNA of Pyricularia pennisetigena, 2757 nucleotides long. RefSeq lists its product as uncharacterized. Gene Ontology annotation, biological process: transmembrane transport; monoatomic cation transport. The record is from RefSeq and is a predicted model, not a curated record. Gene Ontology annotation, molecular function: monoatomic cation transmembrane transporter activity. The coding region runs from base 1 to 2757 and encodes 918 amino acids. The transcript has 4 exons. Gene Ontology annotation, cellular component: membrane. Lineage: Eukaryota; Fungi; Ascomycota; Sordariomycetes; Magnaporthales; Pyriculariaceae.
AUGCCUCCGUUUCACGGCGCACAUCAUCCGGGGCCCUCGCUGUCGCUGAGGUUGAAGGCUCGGGUAAUUAUUGAUUGGCACCUCCGCGGCAGAAUCAGCUUAGUCGGCAUCCGCAGCCUCUGCGACGCAAGCAAUUCGAAGCUGUUGAGAACACCCUGUCCCGACCACCGCCGCCACAACAACCACCAACACGUACACCAGCACCAGUGCCGGAUCUACCAGACCUCUUCAGCCGCAGCCACUUCCAAUUCCCCCUCCACUACGACCACCAGGGCCUCUCGAAGUCUAAUUUUGCCGCCACCGUCUCCCACCUCGCUGAGUCGCCGUACGUCAACAUCCACUUUAUACACCAAGCUUGUCGCAAUGGCGACGCAGCAACAAACACGCAGCCAUUCGGGCCACGGUCACGGUCAUGGGCACCAUCACCACCACCACCACCACCACGGCGACAAUGUCUACCUUACGUCACGCAACAAGAACGACGCCGGCGUGCGUAUCACCCGCAUCGGGCUCUUCUCAAACCUGGGCAUGGCCGUUGCCAAGGGAGCGGGCGGCUACAUGUUCAACUCGCAGGCUAUGGUCGCCGACGCCUGGCACAGCAUGACUGACCUGGCCUCGGACGUCCUGACGCUCGCGACCGUCAGCGUGAGCCUCCGCCCGCCCACGGACCGCUUCCCGACCGGGUUCGGCAAGAUUGAGAGCCUGGGAUCGCUGGGCGUGUCAGGCAUGCUGCUCAUUGGCGGCCUGUUCAUGUGCUACAGCAGCCUGGGGACGUUAUACGCUCACCUGUUCCUUGAUCCUGCGGCCGCUGCCGAGUUCAUGGCACACGGGCACCAUCACGGACACAGUCAUGGGGCGCACGGGCACGGGCACGGGCACGGACAUGGGCACCUCGCCCCUAGCUUGAACGCCGCCUGGUUGGCAGCCGGCACGGUGGUCAUCAAGGAAUGGCUCUAUCAUGCUACCAUGAAAGUCGCCCGCGAACGCAAAUCCUCCGUUCUCGCCUCCAACGCCGUCCACCACCGAGUCGACAGCCUGACGGGCAUCGUAACGCUGCUCGUGAUCCUGGGUGCCAACUUUUGGCGUAACGCCGAGUGGCUCGACCCGACGGGCGGUCUUUUGAUCUCGCUGCUCGUGAUCCGGGCCGGAUUCAGCAACACUGUGGCGGCGUUCCAGGAGCUGGCGGACCGCGGCCUCGACGACGAGGUCAAGCAGACGGUCAGCAAGCACGUGGCGCGCAGCCUCUCGGCCCUCGAGGAUUGCAGGCACGAUGAGGUCGAGCUGCGCGGCGUCACGGGCGUCAAGUCUGGGCAAAAUUACCUCGUCGACAUAGAGCUGGCGGUGCCUAAGGCCUGGACGGUGGAGGAGUGUCGCGUGGUGGAGGACGCCGUCCGGACACAAGUGGGUGGCAAGGUGCGUGGCGUCAGGAGGGUAAGGGUGCGGUUCGUGCCGAGGGAGCAGGAUGGCGAGGAGGCGCGCAGGUUUGACGAGUUCAUCCCGGGGGACGUUGAGCCGGCUCCCGAAGAGAUUGAGGAUGAUGAUCACCACGACCACCACGACCACGACCACAACGGUCACGGCAAUGACGUCUUCAAAAGGGGCUGGCACCCGGAGAAAGAGGGCACAACUUUCAAGCAGCAGGUGACUGGCGUCUUCCGCAGGGAUGACGGUGAGCGAGCCGCCAGCAGCCACAGCGCUACACCGAUCUCCCAGCUCAGAGACCCGGCCUCGUUCGCGCCGCCGCCGAAACGUACGACCAACAUAAUACCCCCGCCGCCCCUCGCCCCGCGCUCGUCGACAUCCUCGACUCCCCAGCCUCAACAGGAGGAGGCGCCUGCCCCAAUCCCGUCACCACAACCCCGCAGGCCCAACCCGCCAGCUCCCCCGGUGAGGCGGAGCCAGACUCAGCCCAGCCCGCCGCCUGCCGGGUAUGGGGCGGCAAGUCCUGCGUCCUCGGGUCCUCCAUCGCUGCCUCCGAGGCUUCCACCGCGGCACGGCAACUUCAGCCCGCCUCCGCCGCUCACGGCUCCCCAACAGGAGGCCGACCCAGAUGCAGGGGUGAUGAACCGCGGGGCUGUGAGCCGGCUCGGCGCGGCUGGGAUAUCCGUGCCGGGGCUGGGCAUCGGCUCCUCGGGCAAGACCAGUUCCACUGUCUCACCUUCCGACCGGCCCAGCUCGGGCCUCUCCUCGUCGAUAAGCGGGCUGUCGUCUCGAUUCGGCAAGCUGUCAACAUCGUCAUCAUCACCCGCACUCUCAACAAACGACCCGGCAUCGGCCACGGCCGCGCCGAGCCCAGCGAGCGCAGGCGGCGGCACGACCUUUGCCCAGAAGCAAGCGGCGUUCAGGACGGCCAGCAACUUCCGCAAGGACCCGAGCUCCGUGUCCCUGGCGGACGCGCGUGCCGCCGCCUCGACCGCCAACAACUUUAGGCAGCGCCACGGCGAGCAGGUGGCCGCUGGGCUCAAGACGGCCAACGGCCUCAACGAAAAGUACGGCAUCGCGGACAAGGUCUCUUCCUACCACCAACAGCACCAACCACAGCAGCCCGGCGGCGGUGCGCAGGCGACGGGCUCUCCCGGUGGUGCGAGCAGCAUUGCGUCGACGGCCAGCAUGGCGGCGGGCUUGCUGGCCAAGAAGAAGCCCCCUCCGCCGCCUCCGCCGAAAAAGAAGCCGGCAGUUACAGCUGCUGCAGCUUCUUCUGGCGGGAAUGCAGAUGUGCCGCCUCCCAUACCAAUGUCGACCCGACCUACUUUUUGA